AUGUUUCCUUGUUUCAUUUUCGGAUGCUGGAGUAGGGUCUUGGUUUUUACCGCUUCCUUGGUAGUUCUUCCCGAAGAGGGGGCUGGGUUGGGAGGUGUCUGUAUUGUCGGAGUUGGAGUCCGGGGAGCUUGUUGGGGGGGGAGGGAACUGACACAGUUCCUGCGGAGUUACCUGUUUUAUUCCUGGCUGCUAGAAUGCAUCGGUAAUUUUGAUUGGCGGUUAGGGGGGGUUUGGGUUUUCCCGGAUCCGGGUGGGGGGCAAUUUCGCCAUGCCAGGGUGGAGAUUUGGCAGCGGCGAUUCUGGUUUAAAUCAGCGGGCAAAUUGACUACGCAAUUUAGGAGUGGCCUAGGUUGUUGGUCAGGGUUUUCAUCAAUCUCGUCCACUGUGGCUGGGGGGGGAGUUUCCCGGCCCUACUCCUAUCGUGGGCGCGGGGAAACUGGAGCCGGGGCUGCAGAGGUCGAGCUUAAUGGUGCAGUUUGGGUGUGUCGUGGAUAUGCUCUUGGAGGGGUUGUUGGGGAGUCAUAUGGUUGAGAUGCAGAUCGGCGUAGUUAUAAAGGGACAGGGCGAUUGGGUAAGGGGGUGAGGGAGAGCGUUUCCUGCUGGGCCAUCUUGGCCAAUAGUGGCCGGGGGCUGCCUGGGUAGCCGUUAGGUGACGGGCCAGGCUUCGGUUGCGAUCGGUGGCUAGUGGUGGGUUAGGGCAUCAUUUGGGUGAGCAUUAGGGAGGUGGUACUUGUGGUUUCAUGGGCACUGUAUUGAGGUUAGGGCUGAGGCGGGCGAUUGGUAGGUUUCAUAGGGCUCUAGUUUAAUUUGAUUUUGGGGGGGGUCCCAGGCUCGGUUGUCUGCUCGGGCUGCGCCCUCGUCAGGGGGGAAGAC
Cantharellus anzutake is the source of this 873-nucleotide messenger RNA. RefSeq lists its product as uncharacterized. The transcript has 6 exons. Lineage: Eukaryota; Fungi; Basidiomycota; Agaricomycetes; Cantharellales; Hydnaceae. Bases 1 to 531 code for a protein of 176 amino acids. The record is from RefSeq and is a predicted model, not a curated record.